CAUCAACAGUCACGAGUCGCAGUGAGAUACCAAGGAAGGCUCUCACUCGGAGACAAUCGCUCAACAUGAUUCGCACUGCAGCCGCGCCGCUGCUCAGGCAAUCGGCCACACUAUCGGCUUCGAGAAUCGCCCUGUCACCCAGAGCUGCCGCUCCCUUUUCUACCAGUGCCCUGCGAGCCAGCUAUGAGGACACGAUCAAGAACCUGUUGAUUCAAAAAGACUCCAAGGUCAUCUGCCAAGGCUUCACCGGAAAGACUGGUACCUUUCACUGCAAGCAGGCGCUCGAAUAUGGCACCAAGCUAGUCGGAGGUGUCUCUCCCAAGAAGGCCGGUCAAGAGCAUUUGGGCUUGCCAGUGUUUGGAAGCGUUAGAGAAGCUGCGGACAAGACCAACCCUCACGCUAGUGUGCUUUACGUUCCUCCCCCUUUUGCUGCCGAUGCCAUCAUUGAGAGUAUCGAGGCAGAGAUCCCGCUCAUCGUUGCUAUCACCGAAGGUAUUCCUCAAGCUGAUGAGAUCAGGGUCGCGCACGCACUCAAAGCGCAGUCCAAGUCUCGAUUGGUUGGACCGAACUGCCCAGGCAUCAUCAAUCCCGAAGGCUGCAAGAUUGGCAUCAUGCCAGGUCACAUUCACUCUCCAGGCAAGAUUGGCAUCGUAUCGCGUUCGGGCACCUUGACAUACGAGGCUGUCAACCAGACGACCAAUGUUGGUUUGGGACAGUCGAUCUGCGUGGGUAUCGGAGGAGACCCUUACCCUGGCUCCACAACAUUGGACCUCGUCAAGCUGCUCCUUGACGAUCCCAAGUCUGAGGGUCUGGUUUUGAUCGGAGAGAUUGGCGGCUCGAUGGAAGAGGAUGCAGCAGAAUAUUUGGAAAAGUACAACAAGACCAGAAAGAACCCCAAGCCCGUAGUUGCUUUCAUCGCUGGUAGAACCGCUCCCCCUGGCAGACGUAUGGGUCACGCAGGUGCGAUUAUUGCCGGAGGCAAGGGUGGGGCGGACGACAAGGUCAGAGCGCUGGAAAAAGCCGGUGCUAUCGUCGCUGACAGCCCAGCCAAGAUCGGUGAACUCAUGAAGAAGGCGAUGCAGGAAGCAGGUCUCGCGUGAGGCACUCGCUCGCACUGCCUUUCUCUUCUACCAACUUGACACACGGAAUAGAAAUGCGAUCUUGACCAGCUGUAGCAUGGACUCGGGUGCCAUUGUUGGCCCCGAAAGCUGCUCAGAGCGACCAAGCUUCGGAUGCUGCGCGCCAUGCGUCAGUGCGAGCGUCACGAGCGUAUCGCGUCUAGAGAAAGAGUAUACAUUUCGUUGAUGAAAAGAUGGGGGUCAAAUUUGUAUGACG
Ceraceosorus guamensis is the source of this 1335-nucleotide messenger RNA. RefSeq names its product alpha subunit of succinyl-CoA ligase. Lineage: Eukaryota; Fungi; Basidiomycota; Exobasidiomycetes; Ceraceosorales; Ceraceosoraceae. The transcript is spliced from 5 exons. Gene Ontology annotation, cellular component: succinate-CoA ligase complex (ADP-forming); mitochondrion. Bases 66 to 1100 code for a protein of 344 amino acids. Gene Ontology annotation, biological process: tricarboxylic acid cycle. The record is from RefSeq and is a predicted model, not a curated record. Gene Ontology annotation, molecular function: succinate-CoA ligase (GDP-forming) activity; succinate-CoA ligase (ADP-forming) activity.